Molecule: messenger RNA, 1707 nt
Organism: Caenorhabditis remanei
Lineage: Eukaryota; Metazoa; Nematoda; Chromadorea; Rhabditida; Rhabditidae
Exons: 10
Coding region: 1-1707 (568 amino acids)
Biological process (GO): transmembrane transport
Cellular component (GO): membrane
Molecular function (GO): transmembrane transporter activity
Source: RefSeq, a predicted model, not a curated record
AUGUCUGCCAUCAAACCCCCGGAUUUCGAUUAUGUUCUUGAACAAGUCGGAGAUUACGGCACUUAUCAACUCGUCUUCUUUUUCAUUAUCUGUCUUCCUGCCAGUCUUCCAAGUGCUUUUUCAGCAUUCAACAUUCCCUUCGUCGUCGGGAACCCACCUCACACAUGUCAUAUCCCAUCAGGGAAAGAGUAUUUAAGACCGUUGACGGAUGAUCCGCAAAUUCUCUCGUGCAAACAGUACAAUGAGACUCAAAUCAAUGUGUUCCGUGCGUUUACAUCAGCUCCAGUGGACACUUAUAGUGAUAGAAUCGACUUGGUUCCGUGUCAAAAUGGAUGGGAUUAUGAUAAUUCGACUUAUUUGGAUAGUUUGGUGACAGAGUUCAACUUGGUAUGCGACCAACAAUCUUGGGUUGAAAUCUCGACCACCUCCUUCUACGUCGGAAGCUUUAUUGGAAACUGUCUCUUUGGAUACAUCGCUGACAAAUUCGGAAGACGACGCUCAUUUUUCGUAAUUCUCAUCGUUUUGGUUGUCUGUGGAACCGCGAAUUCAUUUGCCAAAGAUAUCGAGUCAUUCAUAAUUCUGAGAUUCUUCACCGGACUCGCUUUUCCUGCACUCUUUCAGAUUCCGUUUAUUAUUUGUAUGGAGUUUAUGGGGAAUUCUGGAAGGAUCUUUUCCGGUUUGAUGAUUUCAUUGUUUUUCGGAGCAGCAAUGGCUUUGUUGGGUGUCGUUGCGAUGUUUAUAAGACGAUGGCGUCAACUAACAUUCUUCUGCAAUGCCCCAUUCGCCGUCCUCUUCUGCUAUUAUUUCUUCCUUCCCGAGUCCCCGAGAUGGUCGGUUUCAGUAGGAAAAUGGUCGGAAGCCAAGGCGCAACUCAAGAAAAUUGCAAAAAUGAAUGGGAAAACUGAUGUAGACGUGGAUGAACUUGUGGAUAGUAUGAAAAAUCAUCAAAACGCCGCUGAAGAAGAGGAGCGAAAGAGGAGUCACAACGUGACAGAUUUGUUCAAAACUCCGAAUUUAAGAAAGAAAACUUUGAUUGUCACUUAUAUUUGGGUAAUGAAUGCAAUAAUCUACAACGGUCUCACCCUGAACGUCUCGAACCUUCCAGUCGAUGAUUACUGGAGUUUUAUCAUAAACGGAGCCGUGGAGCUCCCCGGUUACUUCGUCGUCUGGCCUCUCCUCCAAUGCGCCGGACGUCGUUGGACCCUCGCCGCGACAAUGAUUGUCUGUGGUAUCGGUUGUGUCUCUGCAAUGUUUGUCCCAGAUGGAUAUCCAUGGCUUGUGGCUUCUGCCUCUUUCAUCGGGAAGUUUGGAGUCGGAAGUGGUUUCGCUGUCAUCUAUAUUUUCGCUGGAGAGCUGUAUCCUACUGUUGUGAGAGCAAUUGGAAUGGGAAUGAGCAGUAUGGUGGCUGGAAGUGGGCUGUUGUUGGCACCACAUAUUGUGAAUUUGGGAAAAAUAGUGAAAAUCCUGCCACUCCUCAUCAUGGGUCUAAUGGCUUUAUCCGCUGGAAUUCUCACAUUUUUCCUUCCGGAAACUCUCGGAGCACCAUUACCGAUGACUAUUGAGGAUGCUGAAAGUUUUGGUAAAAAACCGGAUCCAGACAGUGGAAUGUUCACUCAGGCAGCGAAGAAACGAGAGUCUCAACCACUUUUAGAACCUCACACACCGCAUGACCGGAAGAGGAGAAGUAGUCGACUCAUGAAUAUUUAG